CCACAUAGUUUCAAAGAUGCAAAUUAUGAUUUUAUUUAAUUUAUAUAAUUUGAUUUAUUAUCAACCAUCCAUAAAAUUAAGAUAAGACUGUUACAAUCUGCUCUUUGCAAUGAAUCGAAAAUAUUCUGUUAUUUUGCAUAAUACUUUAACUGCAGUUUUGAAUUCUCAACCCAAUUUAAAAUGGCAUGCGAUGCAAAAGCUGGUAUUAUUGUGGUCUCUAUUACGAUGUUAAUAUGUUACACACUGGCUACAGUCACGAUCUCGGGUUCUCCAUUAUUGCAAAAACUAUCGUCAAACUGGACCAGGGACGUGGCAAAUGGCCCUUGUUGUAUUAUGCCAAUUUGUGUAAAUACCACACAAUGCUACCAAACAAUAAGUUGUGGAUAUCUCUGCACAAAGAAAGAAUUUGCUUUAAGGAAAGAACACAUUUCAACACCAGGAUACAAAAUAAGGGUAUCAUAUUUCAGAAGAGAUUGUCAUUUAGAAGGAUGUAUCGAGUUGCAAUUUGACUGUGAUCGAUGUCAGAAUCCUGAAAAGCCUGAUUUUAGUAUAUACGGUGUUAGUAAAUUAUGCAAAGAUUGUUAUUAUAAAUAAAUUAUUUAUAUAUAAUAAAAAAAUAUAUUUUUAAUAAAUAAGAAUAAAAACUAAAC
Molecule: messenger RNA, 650 nt
Organism: Psylliodes chrysocephalus
Lineage: Eukaryota; Metazoa; Arthropoda; Insecta; Coleoptera; Chrysomelidae
Source: the annotation of a GenBank genome assembly